AUGAGAGAGACGGGCAAUGAAACUAAACUGGAAUACCUUAAACGUAUUUACACCGACCCUUCGCACCCGGCCAGUUUCGGUGGGCGGCAACGAUUGAAAAGGGAAGCAGACAGAGAAGGAAAAUUCCAUAUCAGCAAUAAAGAAAUAGUUGAGUUUUUAGAAUCACAGGAUACUUACAGCACGACCAGGAGAGUUCACAGGCGGUUCAAAAGAAACAGAAUAAGAGUGAGCGGUAUUCACAUGCAAUAUGAUAUGGAUUUAUGCGACAUGAUGAAAAUGAGGCGCUUCCGGUACAACAAGGGAACCAGAUAUCUUCUCACUGUCAUUGAUGUAUUUAGCAGGUAUGCAUUCGUAAGGCCUCUGCGCUCUAAGACAGGACAAGCAGUGGCCAGUGCUCUAGAAGACAUUCUGACCUCGGGCCCGAAACCGGCUCGUUGCAGAUCGGACAGGGGCAUGGAGUUCCGAUGCAAGCCCGUGACAGACCUUCUAAUGCGCCUAGGGAUUAAACAGUAUUUCAGUGCGUCCGCCUUGAAGUGUCAGCCUGUGGAGCGUUUUAAUCAAACUCUGAAAGGCGCUAUAUACAAGUGGUGCUACGAGAACAGAUCGUUCUCGUAUGUUCCUGUGCUGGAAAUGUUGGUGCACAGUUACAAUCACCGCGUGCAUUCAUCACUAUUUGGACUCAGUCCAAGCGAGGUUUCAGAGUCAAACCAAGCGAGGCUCUGGAAUUUGAUGUACGUAGAAAAUGCUAGUAGCAGUAAGAGUGGUGAGCGGCGAAAAGUCAGAUUGUUUAAAUACAGUGUAGGAGAUCUGGUAAGGGUCAGCUUGGCUAAGCGUACAUUUGAAAGAUCUUACAACCAAAAAUUCACAUCUCAGAUCUACAGAAUACGAGGGCGGGUCUACCGUGAUAACUUGCCAGUGUAUUAUCUGAUGGACCUCGAAGAAAAACCAAUAGAAUCAACUUAUUAUGAAGCGGAACUGCAACGAGUGCGGAAGAAUCUUGACAACAUACAGGAAUGGGAAAUUGAAAAAAUACUCAAGACGAAAAAAUCAGGAAAGGGGCAGUUGGUGCUAGUUCGAUACCGCGGCCUUGGACCAAGCUUCGACAGGUGGAUAUUGAAGUCUUCAAUAAGCAGUAAUCGUAAAUGA
Molecule: messenger RNA, 1146 nt
Organism: Ruditapes philippinarum (Manila clam)
Lineage: Eukaryota; Metazoa; Mollusca; Bivalvia; Venerida; Veneridae
Exons: 1
Coding region: 1-1146 (381 amino acids)
Biological process (GO): DNA integration
Molecular function (GO): nucleic acid binding
Source: RefSeq, a predicted model, not a curated record